AUUCUGAUAAACCGAUAGCUGACAUUAAUACUUCAACACACAGAGAGAACACAGAGCGCCUCAUAUUUAAUCUAAUAUAACCUGCACAUGUGCAGCAGAUAGUAAUAUAAAAUGAAUCUGUGAGACAGUGUGGUGAAGUUUUCCGCGGUGAGCUCCCCCUCCUGUUCCCCUCAGCAACAGCAGAAGCAGUGGUGGAAGUAGUGGUGGUAGUGGUGGCGGUGUGAGGGCUGGAUCACGCCGGGCUCAGGGAGCAGGAGAGCGGACUCAGAGCAGCACAGUUAGCGGUCUGGUUCAGGUGUGUCUGUGUGUGUUUUCACCGGGCGGAUAAAAACAAGGCUGUUGAAGUUUAGAAGGACCGUGCUGUAAUUAGGACAGCAGGUCAGUCUAGCCAGCUAACCAAACUAUAGUUACAGCAGAGCUGAUUACACCAUUCACCUCAGACCAGGGAGGGAGCCGUCUGUGGCGAGAUGGCUAUGGUAUGUCUGACUGACUUUGAGGAGUAUGCCAAACAGCAUCUCUCCAAAGCUACCUGGGACUACUACGCAGCUGGAGCAGAUGAGUGCUGUACUAGAGAUGACAAUCUACUGGCGUACAAGAGGAUUCGCCUGAGGCCACGGAUCUUGCGGGACGUGUCCGUGAGUGACACUCGAACUACUGUGCUGGGCACAGAGAUCAGUUUCCCUGUGGGUAUUGCACCCACAGCUUUCCACUGCCUUGCCUGGCAUGAGGGAGAACUGGCCACUGCCAGAGCCACAGAGGCACUGAACACCUGCUAUAUUGCCAGCACCUACUCUACCUGCUCAGUAGAGGAGAUUAGUGCUGCAGCACCCAGUGGUUACCGCUGGUUCCAGCUGUAUGUAUAUCGUGACCGGAAACUGUCGGAGCAGAUAGUACACAGAGUGGAAUCACUAGGCUACAAGGCCUUGGUGCUCACGGUGGAUGUGCCGUACACAGGCAAACGCCGGGAUGACAUUCGCAACCAGUUUAAGCUCCCCCCGCACCUGAAAGUGAAGAACUUUGAUGGUAUCUUUCAGGAAAAUGCCGGUCCUGAAGAGUACGGAAUUCCUGCAAACACUCUGGAUCCAUCAAUCAGUUGGAAAGAUGUGACUUGGCUGCAGUCUCUCACCCGCCUGCCCAUCAUUAUUAAAGGAAUUCUGACUAAAGAGGAUGCAGAGCUGGCUGUUCAGCAUGGAGUCCAGGGGAUCAUUGUGUCCAAUCACGGUGGAAGACAACUAGAUGGAGGACCAGCAACGAUAGACUGUCUGUCUGAGAUAGCAGACACAGUGCAAGGCCGGAUUGAGGUGUACAUGGACGGUGGGAUACGCACAGGCAGUGACGUGCUGAAGGCCUUGGCUCUGGGAGCUAGAUGUGUGUUUAUCGGAAGACCAGCAAUCUGGGGCCUUGCUUACAAGGGUGAGGAAGGAGUGAGAGAAAUCCUCCAAAUUCUAAAUGAUGAAUUUCGUUUAUCCAUGGCUUUAUCAGGUUGCAGAAAUGUGUCUGAGAUUAACAGGAACCUCAUCCAGUUAUCUAAACUUUGACCAAAGGAAGAAAAUAGCAAAUAGAGUUGAGCUAAACAUGACAGAAUUGGUUCAGUUACACUAAAAUGUGUUCAUUUCAUGGCAACAGUAUCCCAAACAGAUCAACAUACAGAUCAGAAGAAGAGUGUGGUUAAGAAUGAUUUACUCAAUAUUAAUAUGUGCAAAAACUGCAGAACACUAAAUUUAAUAUUAAUACAUAAUUAGUCCAUGUUUAAUAAUUAUGUGCUUUAAGGGAAACUUGCUGUAUUUAACUGUAUAAAAAUACAGUUAAUGAAAUACAAUAAUGGAGUUUCCUUGCAGACUGCAGAUUAGCAAAUUUGCUAAAUUGCUGUCUUUGAGAGCUAGUAAUUCUUUAUCAAUGAGUGAUAAUGUUUUAAGAAUGAAGCGCUGGUGAGUUUAGCCACAGGAAGGUAUCAAAGUGAAUGACUGGUAAAAAAAAAAAUGGAUUGAGAGUGCAGACAACAAACUGUUGGGCUAAUACACAGGCUUGCAUCUGACUUUUUUUAUAUAUAUAAUUUUUUCUAUCUUAAAUUUUGUGUUUUGUUUUAGAGGGAGAGGGUGAAUGGAAUGGAAAAGGGCUUUAUUGAGAACUUUAUAGAGAGGAGGGUAAAAGGAUGGUUUGUGGGGGACCAGUACAUAUACAUGCUAGUGUGUUGUACGUUAAUUCCCAGAAAUAAAAUGUAAACUAAUUCCAUAUAAUAAA
Molecule: messenger RNA, 2241 nt
Organism: Astyanax mexicanus (Mexican tetra)
Lineage: Eukaryota; Metazoa; Chordata; Actinopteri; Characiformes; Acestrorhamphidae
Gene: hao2
Product: hydroxyacid oxidase 2 (long chain)
Exons: 8
Coding region: 468-1538 (356 amino acids)
Molecular function (GO): FMN binding; oxidoreductase activity
Source: RefSeq, a predicted model, not a curated record